AUGCCCUCCAUCCCCCGAGAUGAGGAGGGCCCAAAACAGGUCGGAAAGGGUCAGUGUGGAACAGUGUGGGCUUUAAAGCAUCUCGCGUUGAAGACCCCCGACGAGGGAAUGCUGGAUCAGCUCUGGAACGACUGCUGCAAUCACAGAAAGGUUGAGGGGGCAUUUCAGCAAGCGUCCUGGGAAUUCCGCUCGAGUGUCAACAUCCUUCGCUGGAAUAGCUGGGUUCGGCCCUCUAAGCGAGUCUUCUGGACCGAGUUUGGCGGCUUGUUUCCUGAAGAAUUCCAGCCGACAAGUGGCAUUCUAUCGACCAGAAUACACCCUCUCCCUCCGCCUCUCCGCGAGGUCCUUGUCGACCUCUUCGCUCCCCCGUCCGUCAAGGCAAACAAGGCGAAUUUCCUGGCCAGUCCGGAAAAUCAUGACUGCCUGGUCCGCCUUUACCUGGGUCGAAGAGCCGAGCGGUCAGUGCCUGCCUCGUUUAGACUCCGCAAUUUCGAUCUCGUGGUCAAUGAAAUGAAGUAUCUCCAACUUGAUACGGCGCAGAUUGAUGCAAAUGAUGUUGAAUUUGUCUUUGGGAGGACUCCGGGCCUGGAUAUCGCACCGGCAACUCCGCAAUCAGGGACCAGAGGCUGGAAGCAUUCCAGCUUCGACAACUUCUUCAGUUUCGAGACAUUCCCAGAGUCCGCCGCGGGCGUGAAGCAGCUGGAAAAGGCCGUUUAUUUCAACCAUCCAUAUUAUCCCCGACUAUUUUCGAAGCAACCUAACGACAUGGCCUUGUGGGAGACCUUCAAGGCCGCUCACCUCCAGGCCAGCGCACGUCUAACAGAGAGCGAAAUGCCGGGACUGUUUAUCGAGGCAGUCGAGGAAGAAGGCCGAAGGCGUGCUGCCGGAGGCUCUAUCUUCCAGUAG
Cladophialophora bantiana CBS 173.52 is the source of this 906-nucleotide messenger RNA. RefSeq lists its product as uncharacterized. The record is from RefSeq and is a predicted model, not a curated record. The transcript has 3 exons. Lineage: Eukaryota; Fungi; Ascomycota; Eurotiomycetes; Chaetothyriales; Herpotrichiellaceae. The coding region runs from base 1 to 906 and encodes 301 amino acids.